GUCGCACACAAGAAAAGAAGAAAAAAAGUGAGAAAUCCGGCUCCUUCUUCUUUGUCAACUCUGGAACGCCGAUCGAACUUCACAAUAUGGAAAGGGGGGAACAACGACGGGGGCCAAGCAGCGGCCCAGGCCGCUGUAAUGGUGGUCGCCGGCAAUGGUGGGCCGCGGCGACGGCGGACUGGUGGCAGAAGCUCCGUUCAGAGGUCAACAGUAGCUCUCCAACUCCUUCAAGCUUCAAUUUCAUCAUCUUCUUCAACAAACUGCAGAAGGCAAAAAAUGAAGUUCAAGUUUAAAAAGAAUAGAUUGAUUUUGGGUCGGAAGCCAAAACCCAUCAUUAAAUCAACAAAAGAAGAGUAGCCCAACACUCCUCUCCUCCUUCCUCUUUAGUCGCACGGAAGAAAAGAAGAAAAAAAGAGAGAAAUUGGGCUCCUUCUUUGUCAAUUUUGGAACGGCGGUCGAAGUAACACAACCUCCAACGUCUAUCCAUCAAUUUCGUCAUUCAUUUCUCCAACGGGAAUAAUUUAGCUCCUCCACU
Molecule: messenger RNA, 535 nt
Organism: Cuscuta campestris
Lineage: Eukaryota; Viridiplantae; Streptophyta; Magnoliopsida; Solanales; Convolvulaceae
Source: the annotation of a GenBank genome assembly